Molecule: messenger RNA, 2274 nt
Organism: Linepithema humile (Argentine ant)
Lineage: Eukaryota; Metazoa; Arthropoda; Insecta; Hymenoptera; Formicidae
Product: leucine-rich repeat-containing G-protein coupled receptor 5-like
Molecular function (GO): protein binding
Source: RefSeq, a predicted model, not a curated record
UAUUUUUUUAUUAUUGUACGAUAUUUUAGUAGUGUAUUAAUAGGAAUUCCAACAUAUAUAAAAGUAUUGAAAGUUAUUGAUGCCGAUAGUCGGACACGAUGAGUAAUGUUGGAUAUCAUCUGGCUAAAAUGCACUUAUCAGAUAUGCUAUCAAGAUCAAAAGCGUGGCUAUAGCACGUGUAUAUUUUCUGAUAUGACUGAAUGAGUAGUCGCUGAAUGAUAUCUGAGUGUGAAGUUAAUUACGAAUAUUAUGAUGUUGAAUUAUUAUAACAUUCUCGCAUUAUUGCUUUUAAUUGUAUGCAACAGAUGUUUGUGUGAUCUAUGCAAAACUUGCGUGUGUUCUGUUUCAAAUGCGGGACCGAUCAUCGACUGUCAUGAUAGACAUUUAGGAACAAAUCAAGUCCUUGAGUUCGAUCUUAUUACUCUGGAUCAGCAUCGAUCAUUAAACAAGCUUAUUCUUGCAAAAAAUCAUAUAGCACUCUUACCUAUAAACGAGCUGAAAAACUUAAAACACUUAAAAAAUUUAGACUUGUCCCAGAAUCAACUGGAUAACAUACAUUUGGAUAUUUUCAAACAUAUCAAUGCUCUCGAAGAUUUAAAUUAUUCUCACAAUUUACUGUCGGAUUUCGAUUUUUCCAUUCUAAACACAGCUUCUUCGCUCUCCAGACUUAAUCUAAGUCACAAUCAGAUUAGUAAUCUAAAAAAAAGUUCAGAAAAUACAACAACAAAGUUAACAGUUCUCGAUGUGUCUCAUAACAACCUUUCUAAUUUGAACUUCUUCGACGUUUUGACGGAGCUAAUAAACUUGGAUCUCUCUUUUAAUAAACUUACUAUUCUCCCAGCUGAUUCACUGCUCUAUCUGCAGCAUUUGAAGAUCCUUCGUAUCAACAACAAUCGUCUUCUCUCGCUGGAUCUCCAAAAUCUUCCAUUAUCACUGUCAGAACUUUACGCAGAAAGUAAUCUUAUUAACGCGUUGUCACUUCAAAAAUCAUCAAUUUGUAUCUUAAACAUUCAAGAGAAUCACAUUUCUAACGUACAUAAAAAUUUAACAUUACUGAACAAAUUAAAAAGUUUAAAUAUUAGCGGGAAUUUCUUAUCAGACUUCCCGGACGUUUCUCUGAAAAAUAUAGAAAUGCUAGAUUUAUCUUUUAAUAAUUUAACGAUAAUUCCCGAAACUGUUUCUCUUAAAAACUUUCCAAAUUUGAAAAUUUUUCACAUUAGUGGAAAUCAUUUAAAAGAUAUAAAAAUCCGAUCUGAGUUAAAAUUGGAAAGGUUUGAAGUAAAUUUUGUGGAGACAAUUGAAGAGAUUGACGAACAAACAUUUUUACUAUUGAGGGAGAGGACAAAUGGUUGUAUUAAUGUGACUGUUUCAAGAAAUACAAAGUUGAGUACGAUUGAAGAAAAUGUUUUUCAACAUAUGAAUAUUUGUUCUCUAGAUUUGAGCUAUAAUCGCUUUACUCACUUGCCAUCAAAGCUAUUUAAAAAUUUUAACAAUGAAAAUAUUUCAAAUACAAAAUAUCUUAUUAAUUUGCAAGGAAAUCCAUUUAUUUGCAACUGUUCGUUGCAGUGGAUGUUAAAUGAAUUAAUCCCAAUACUUUACACUACGAAGCCCAGUCUUUUAGAUGAUCUUAGGUGUGCCGGUCCACCUCAGUUAAUCAAUAAAAGAAUGAUCCAUUGGUACAACUGGAAGGGAGAAGUUUUCUGCGACGAUUUUUCGCAUUUGAUGGAGAAAAUGACUGUUGAAAAUAUUGCGAGUGUCUCUAACAAACAAGUAGUAACAUUUGAAACAAGUCUCGGAAUGAUCGUUGUUCUGGCCACAGCGACCGCCGUGCUCGCAAUACUAACGAUAAUUGGCAUUUUUUUGACCCGAAGAAUAAUCGUGAAGAGGAGACGAAUCAAUCGCAGAUUUUAACGCUAUGAUUAAAAUUUAAUCACUUAAUUAAAAUUUAUAAUUUUUUAAAUAUAAAAUGUGUAUUAAUUUUCCCAGGUACAUGAGCUGGGUCUACUUAUAAUUAAGUAGGAUAUAAUAACUAGCAAAUGGAAAUAUUUAUUAUACUUAUAUAAUUAGAUGCAUAAAAUGCUGAUAUCAUUAGGUGAUUGUUUUUUUAUUUGUCAAUAUUUGUUAUGUAAUUACUAACAACAACAAUUUUAAUUACAUAAUCUGAGAUUUGCAUUUAUGAUCAAAUGAGCACUUUUAAUGCAUUUCAAUAUAUUUCACAGAAAUGUUAUUAUAUUUUAUGUCAUUAAAUUAUUAAAUGUCAUUAUAUUUAAUAUA